Messenger RNA from Neodiprion virginianus, 6522 nucleotides. RefSeq lists its product as uncharacterized. The record is from RefSeq and is a predicted model, not a curated record. Lineage: Eukaryota; Metazoa; Arthropoda; Insecta; Hymenoptera; Diprionidae. The coding region runs from base 336 to 863 and encodes 175 amino acids. The transcript has 4 exons.
CCUCAGUUCUCGCGGGACAAGCAUCCUGACCAAAAGCGUCGUAGAGCCGAAUCCGAGGACGACGCCGUGUCGCGAAAUAAGAAAAACAAACUGAUAAACAAGUUAAAUAAGUUCAAAAAAUAAAUAACGAGUCAGCAGCCCUGCCGCAGAUCGGCUUUCGAGCCGUGGUAAAAUAAAUACCGCCGAAUCGGUUCGCGGCUUCUUUAUCCUCGUCUGGACCGACGUCGAUGAGACAGAUUUGACCGUUGGACGAGAGUAUCGCGGUUUUCGAGUUUGUCGUCACUGUGUCUGGACUAAGUUACUAACGGAAUAGUAGAAGACCAAGGACCGGGAAAAUGAUAACGGCAUUGCCAGUGCCCUCGGUAAAGGUUUUCCACAAAACGUACUACCAAGAAAAAUGCCCACGCAUAGGAAGUAGCCAACCCGGAAGUCCCCUGACGGAAAGCGAAGCGGUUUUGGCCCUCCUCGACAAGGAACCGCCGGAAUAUUAUUUCUGCGGAAAGGUGAAUUCUCUCCACGUUGUCGUCGGUUCUCUUUUGCUCGGAGCCGUCGUCCUGGUCGUCGGUCUCGUCCAGCUUGCGCCUGGAGCAGAAGCAGCGCAGAAUUCGGCGGCCCUUAUAGCAGCGGGCUGCGGCCUUUUGGUCGUUGGAGUGCUUUUGGCACCCCUCAGAGCGUUGUGCAUAAGGCGGCAGAAGGCCGCCCACAAAGACGGCGCGCAUCAACGCAGCGUUACCAGUAUAGACAUGCUCUUGGCACAGCAUAGAGAUUUCACGGUCCUGAUGCCCGACGAGCUGGAAGAUCUGGUUGGCCGACCGACCGCUGCUUUGGAGAGCAAAAUUCGUAAGCAGGGUCACAACACCUAGGCCUCGGUAACGCCGUCGGACGGUUCACCCGGAAGCGAAACACCCUCAUCCCCGCAACAGCCGAAAUCACCACCGAAAAUUAACCACCAUAUCGUUAACGCGACGAAUUACACGCACUCGCACAACAUGCGUAAGCACAGCCUCGUCUAGAUACUGGACGUUCAUCCACCCACCCUCCACAUAUUAUACGGCCGAUCGUCGAUGUAAGUCCCAAUGUAAAUUGCCCGCCUAAGCAUGUCAUCGUCAAAAAAUCACGCUGUCGCGAACUUUCUCAUUAAAUUUUGUAAUUUGGUUAUUUAUUUUUAUCUACUUUUUCUUACCUACUUCCUUUUUUAUUCACACUUUUAUUUAUUUAUUUAUUUAUUUUUUCUCUCUCUUCCGAUUUUCUUCGCAACUGUUUUUUUUUUUUUUUUUUGACCUCGGUACAACAAUUUUUGUCAACGAGCAUUGAAAUUGAUAUACAUAUUAUAUGCAUAAAAUCGUUAAAGAUGUGAUUAUGUUGAUGACGAAAAAAAAAAAUUUGACUCUUUGAUCGAUGAUUGUGUUGAUAUUGAAAAAAAAAAAAAAAUGGAAUGAAAUUGUAAAGAUUUGUAUAUUCCUUUUCUUUCUAGUGUUUUCUGUCUUUUUUUAAUUCGUGAAUGAUCCCCUGUACCGAGUUUGAAUUACAGCAUAUUAUUAAUAUAUAACAAUAGACAAUUGUGAAUGUAUAGAAUAACAUUAUGUAUAAGAUAUCAUGAAUUUUAGCGAUUAAACGUUUUUUCUAUAUCAUUCUAAAGGAAAUGAAUUCGGUAUUUGCACAUAAGUAUAUAAUAUAUAUAUAUAUAUAUAUACACAGACAUGUAGGGUAGACCCAAAACAAUGAGACCGAUUUGAAACGUGAAUAAAAUUCGAACGCGUUGACCGAUUUUCGAAAACUUUAUUUUUCUUAAAACUAGAAAAAUGAAUCAUUCAUGUCGCGUUUGAAAAUCUGAAAAAUCUUUAUUCACUGCUGAGAUGCACGCUCUUGAAAAUCGGCUUUUGAAAAAAUUGCUGGGAGACUGAAAAAAAAUAAUAAUAUUAAAUAAUGUUCAAUUUCAUAUGGAUAUUGAGUUGAACAUUCUCUGAUAUUAUUUUUUCUUUUUUCAGUCUCCAAGCGAUUUUUUCAAAACCCGAUAUCCAAACGCGAAAUAAAAGAUUCGUUCUUCUACUUUCGAGGAAAAGAAAGUUCGCGAAAAUCGGUCAAAGCGUUUUGAUUUUAUUCACGUUUCAAAUCGGUCCCGUGUUCUUGACCCACCCUGUACAUAGGUGCGUAUAUUGCGAGCAGCUGUUGUGAGAAUACCGCAAAUGGAUGAAUUUUAAAUGUCGGCGAUUAGAAGAUAACGUGAAUGACGUGAUUAAAAGUAGGUACAGGUAUAAUAACACAUCAGAUAUAUACAAAGUCACACACGUAACAAACGUAAAUACGUUCAUACAUAUAAUAUAGCUUUUGUUACAUGCGUAGGGUGAGAAUGAAUGAGAAAGUAAAUAAAUAAACCAACGGUGUUACACGUACGACGGAAAAAAAAAAAAAAUGAAAAAAAAUAAAUAAAUAAAAAAAGAGGAAGACAAAAAAUUUCCAUACGCAACCGCGUAUAAAGAGACGUCGUCGGUUUGAUUAUCGUAGGUCAUGUACAAAAAUACAUAAGUCAGGCUCACCUCUCUCCGUAGGGAAAUUAAGUAUGGAGGAUAAGAAUUUUUCGUUAAAGUAUAUAAAUAUCUCAAGUAAUUUUGCAUCGUGCUUAAAUAUUUUGUAAAUCUUAUUUACAUUAUAUAUAUGUAUAUAUAUUAUAUAUACGUACCUGUAUAACAUGUAAUUUUGUCGUUGUGUGAAAUUGCUGGUCAAUUUCGUGUUACCCUUGCCCCAUUAGCACUGAAAACAAACAAAAAAUAAAAAGGUUAAUCAUUUUACCUUCCAUUCGAACGGAAUAUAUGAUUAAUCUGUAUUAUUUCGCUUAUACGCGUAACUCGAUAUUAUACCUCCUAUAUAUUUAUAUUUUUAGCUUCAAUAUUUUCUAAUUUCUUUGUUUUUUAUACAAUUAAGCAAACUUGCCUUGCGCGACCCAUAAUAAUUAUACGAUGUCCAAGUGAGGUUGAAAUUAUAUUACGUAUAGAACGCAUAAUUCUAACUACGAACAGAAGAUAAAAAAAAAAAAAAAGAAAGAAAGAAAAAAAAAAAACUUCCUCCACAUUUAUAAAAGUCGAGAGAAACAUUUCAUUAGUUGAAUUGAAUUCGCAUGACUGUCCAAGUUAUGCACGUAACGUGUAUAAAACGUGUUAUACAAUGCAAUGACACAUGCGCACAUAAUACAUAUGUUAUCGCUCUACAUGUCUGUCUGUCGGUAUUAUCGAAAGAAAGAAUUAGUCUACUCAAUAAGAAUUUGAAAAUAAAAAAAAAAAAAAAGAAAAUGAACAAAAAAAAAAACUAAAAAGGACAUCGGACAUCCUUCCAAAAAAAAAAAUGUGUAAGAAAAAGAUGAACGAUAAAAAAGAUGUUGAAAAAUCCUUACCAAAAGUAUAUUCAAAAGUUGAAAUUUCGGAUUGGCCAAACUGAGCUGCCAAAGAAAAAAAAAUAAUAAGGAAAAACAAUUAAAUAAAAAGAAUAAACAAAUUUUUCGAGUAAAAAGGAAGAACAAAAAAAAAAACAAAAAAAUCAGUACCAUGCUACGAAAUUAUUGUAACAUCAUCAACAUCCUAGUGUAUAAUCAACAAUUUGGAAAAGUUUGUAAAUAAAACGAUUAAGGUUCUUUGUCGUUGUACAACGAUUACAAAACUGAUAUAAAUCAAAUUGAAUUCGAAACAAUUUGAAGAAUUGAAAAAUAUGAUUAAUACGAGAAAUUCAAAAUUUAAUCAUCUUUGACUGAUGAAUAAAGAAUUCGUUCAAAUCGGUAUACCAAAAAAAAUUGAAUCAGUUUUAAUAAAUUGAUACUGAAACUUGAUGAAAGUAUUAUCAUUGUCACGUAAUAUUAUUGUCAAAAAAUCAACCUAUCAAAAAUUAACGUAUUAUGUAUGUAUAUAAGAAAAGAAAAGGGAAACAAUUGAGAAAAACAAAAAAACAAAAAAAAAAAAAAAGAAGAAAUAAAUUAAACGCUGGUGUCGUUUUAAUCUAGUUCAUACGAAUACGUGAUUAUUUUAAAGAGAAAUGUGAUAAAACGCCUAUUAAAGUUAUUAUUGUUAUUAUUACCAUAGUUUUUGUUGUUAGUAUUAUUGUAAUUACACGCUUACGCCGAUAUCAUGAUAUUAUCGUUAUCGUUAUUAUCCGUUAGAAGUGCGAAUUCUUUGAAAAAGUUGGCAAGUUUCUGAUUUUUGCUUGCCUUUUGUCUCUAUUUAAUGAGUCGAAAUUUCGUUAUUCAAAUCACCUAUUCACACUCUGAAGUUUGAUCGAAAAAUAUCGAAGGAGGCAUAAUCAAAGAAUACAAAGUCUAAUAGCUUCAGAUUCAAAUAUCAACGGAUGUAAGUUUGAACAAUAAUUUUUCCUGAAUAAAUAACCUCGUGAUAAAAAAAAAAAAGUGAACGCAGAAGACAAAAAUACGCAAUAAAUGAAGAGAAAUUGAGGAAUAAAAUUACUUAUCAAAUUUUGGAACCGUUGAUUAUAAACAUUUUAACGCCACGUAUAAAUUGCACGCCAUGUACUCGAGUACAUGCGUUACAUGUGUUGGAUCAAUUUUCAAAAAUUGCAAUAAUACACGCAUAUAGAAACAUAACAAGGAAGCGAAAAUCGGUGACAAUGAAUUUCCGCACACGACGCUUUGCAGGAUGAAAAAAACACAUAGAGAAAGAAGCACGUUAUCCAUGAUGCUUCGAAAAUGAAACAUAAGUAAAAUGUUAGUCGUAAACUCUAACUAUACGUAUAUUCCUAUAUAAUACAGAUACAAUAGCUGAUAAAAAUUUCAACCGAAAUAUCUGUUCGUACAUGCUUACAUAGUUAAAUUACUAUCAUUGCGUUACACGAUGAGAAAAAAAUUACUUAACUUUGAAGGAUUGAAAAAAUCAAUCAUGUGUUUGCCUUAAUCGUCGAAGGGGAAUGAAAUAGAGAGAUAAAUAAAUAAAAAAAAAAAGAAACACAGAAAUAAAUUUGCUAGUCUCGUUAUCUGUUGAGCUUUCUUAUUAAAGAAAGAGUUGAAAAUUAAAAAACAGAACGAGAAUAGAAGUAUAAGUAAAAUUCAAAGUGUAACGCAACGCAAUGAAAGAAAUCACCCGCCACACUGUUGUUCCGCCAGGAAAUAAGAAAUAUUUUUUUAUCGUCAGAUUAGUUACUCGAUGCGUUACGGUACAGAGAGGCGAAAAGAUAAACAUAAAAAUGAAGAGGAAAAAAAUGAUAAAAAAAUUGAAACCGUCGAAUGGAGUAUUUAAUUGAUUUAAAGUUUAAGCAUAUGAAUUUCAAAAGAUGUAUACUACAACUCAGUAUACAUAUUAUUGUAAUAUUAAAUAUAUCAGAGUAAUCAUCAAUCGUAGAAAUCUCUUUUCGAAGAUUUUGUUUCACACAAUACGAUAUUAAAACGUAACAGCGUAUUGAACGUAUGAAAACAUAUGCGCAGAAGAUAAAUACGAUUCGUAUAAUUAUACCGAUAUGCCAUAUAUUUACCAUACGAGAGAAAUUUUCACGUUGGCUAUAACAAGUAUAUAAGUAUAAUUAUAACACGUAUGAUAAUACACCUAAAUGCAGAAGCCUUUGACAAACAUAUAAUAUACAUACUUAUAAAUGAAAAUGCGAGAGAGAUAAUUAUUAGUAUUAAAAAUAAAAUAAAAUAAUAACAUUGUAAUAGAUGAAUCAUACAUAGCUUAAUAAAAUUGAAAAAGAAAAAGAAAAAAAAAAAAAAAAGAAACAACCAUCCCAAGGUACAGGCAUACUCUUUGCGUACAUCGUGUACGUGUAACAAAUGAGUUAUCGCAGACUUUAAUUAUUAAUAACAAUAGUAAUAUAGUAUAAUAAGUAUAUAACGUCAUUCAGCGCACACAUUUACCUUGUAAAACGGUACUUAUGACGGUGUUCUAUGAAACGGGAAUUUUUCAAACAAUAAAAAAAAAUGCCAAGGCGGGAUUUUUUUGUUUCCUUGAUUAUUCUUUCAAUUUACAAACAAAUCUAAGCUUGUGUAGGCUUCGUCGCUGAUUGAAAAAAUUCACACGUAGGUAGGCGUAUGAUUUACGAAGAGUUUUUGGUUGGGUUGCGGCAUCGGUUGGGUCGGAUCGAUUUAUCGGAAAUUACCAAGGUGUAAAUUCGUCGUACGCUCGAGUUAACGUUAUUGCUUACCACCUACAUGCGCACCGACAUUUUUCAUCCAUUACACGUUGUAGUUGUGGUGAAUUUGGAAUAUCUGGCGGGGGACCAAAAUCAAUUCGAUAUAUUUAUACAAGUGUGUACAUCGAUAUCGUCGCAUCAGGACAUUGUACAUACGUGCAUUGAGUAAUACACGCUGCCGGUAAAAAAAAAAUGCUGUAUAGAAUCGCGUGCAGGCGUUGUAAAUUACAUUUUAUUCAUUUACAAGUCGUUUGAAGCAAACAAUUUUAAUCCUCAUGGAACACCAUCAUACCUUCCGAGCCAUGUACAUAUACAUGAUAUGUUAUACAUAUAAUGGAUAAGAAUAAAAAUUGAGAGUUUUUAAUGCCAAAUGAUGUAGUAAUUGGAGAGAGAGAGAGAGAGAGA